UUCGCAUGUUCAGAAUACACUCAACCACCUGAGCUACAAUCCCUAUGAGGUAGACUAAGUAUCUAACAAAUAUACCAAUUAAAAAAGAAGUGCCGGAAAGCUAUGGAAUGCUUGUCCCAUUGACUGGUAGAGCAGCGCUGGUCAAGCAAUGUAGCAUCGGUAUAAUCACUACAACGAAGAAGCAAUUAACUUCUUUCAAUUUUUAUAUUACAAUUCUUUUUUUUAAAAAAAUUUCAAAUAAAACCAAUUCAAAUUCGCAUUUUGCUCAUCGUCCUGGGUCGCCAUGAUUGCCGCGAAGCGAUUGAUACAGAAGGCUGUGCACCACCACCACCACCGCCAGGAGCUCGAUGUGCAACGUGGCAAUUUGGCAUCGACGGACUUGGAUUUGCAAGUCGCUGUUCACUAUGGUAUCCCGUCUACGGCGUCCCUUCUUGCUUUUGACUCCAUUCAGCGCUUGUUGGCAAUUGGAACACUGGACGGGAGAAUUAAAGUGAUUGGUGGUGAUAGAAUUGAAGCUCUUCUCAUAUCCCCAAAGCAAUUGCCUUUUAAGAGCAUAGAGUAUCUUUUGGCAGUUUCUGCAAAACAAGGGUUUUUUAGUCACCAUUUCAAAUGAGAAUGAUAUUGAGGUUUGGAAUCUGGAGAACAGAUGCCUAGCAUGUUGCUUACAAUGGGAAUCCAAUAUAACUGCAUUUUCUAUAAUCAGCAGCACCUACCUCAUGUAUAGCAUUGACUAAAUAUCAAGUAUAUUGGAGAUGAAUAUGGUUUGAUGUCAGUGCUGAAGUAUGAUGUUGAAGAUGGUAAACUUUUACGGUUGCCAUAUAGCAUAUCUUCAAACCAUUUAAAUGAAGCAGCUGGGUUUCCAUCACCUGAUCACCAACCAGUUGUUGGAGUUCUUCCUCAACCUUGUUCUUCUGGAAAUAGGGUGCUGAUUGCAUAUGAGAAUGGACUGAUAAUUCUCUGGGAUGUUUCUGAAGGUCGGGUUCUUUUUGUUGGAGGUGGUAAGGAUCUCCAGUUGAAGGAUGGGAAUGCUGAUUCCCAAAAUGGGCUUGAUGCUGAUCCACAAGACAAUAUGUUUUAUAAUCACUUACAAGAGAAAGAGAUAACUGCUCUUUGCUGGGCAUCGUCCAAUGGGUCCAUUCUUGCUAUUGGAUAUGUAGAUGGAGAUAUCUUGUUUUGGAAAACAUCAACUGCUUCCUCUGGUAAAGGUCAACAAAAUGAAUCCUUGAGCGGCAAUGUCGUUAAGCUGCAAUUAUCACCUGCUGAGAGGAGACUACCUGUUAUAGUUUUACACUGGUCUGCAAGCAAUAGAUCCAGUAAUGGUUGUGAUGGUCAACUCUUCAUCUAUGGUGGUGACGGAAUAGGAUCUGAAGAAGUUCUAACGGUUCUGACUCUAGAAUGGUCCCCUAGGAUGGAGACAUUAAGGUGUACAGCUCGUGCUGACCUCACACUUACUGGGUCUUUCGCUGACAUGAUUUUGUUACCACAUGCUGGGUUAACAGGGGGUAAUAACAAACCAGCUCUUUUUGUACUCACAAAUCCAGGACAAGUGCAUCUUUGUGAUGAUACUAGCUUGUCUGCCUUGCUAUCUCAGCAAGAGAGGAAAUCAUCUGUCUUAGCUGUGAAUUUUCCUUCAGUUGUACCUAUGGGUAAUCCACCCAUAACUGUGUCAAAACUAUCUGCAUUGGCCAUGGGUGCAAAUUCAUCAAAAUUUCUGUCUGAGAUAGCCUCAGUUAAAAAACAAGGCACUACAGAUGCCCAGACUGUCGAUACAAACUGGCUCUUGACUGGGGGUGUGCCUGCUCAUUUGUCUUCUACUGAACAUACUGGUGUUGAAAGAGUCUAUAUAGCAGGUUAUCAAGAUGGAUCUGUGCGAGUUUGGAAUGCCUCAUAUAAUGUCCUAUCACUUAUUUGCAUUCUAGAAGGCAAGGUGGAAGGUGUAGAAGUUGUAGGCUUUAAUGCUCCAGUAUCAAGUUUGGACUUUUGUUCCCUCACCUUAAAUUUAGCUGUUGGCAAUGAACAUGGACUGGUUCAAAUUUAUAACCUCGAUGGCAGCUCAGAUGAGAAAAGUUUGCACUUUGUGACGGAGAGUAAAUGUGAAGUUCACAAUUUACCAAAAGUGAAAGGACGACCCCAUUGUAGAGCUGUUCUUUCUCUUCUUAAUUCACCAAUUCAUGUGCUAGCGUUUACAAAUUCUGGAGCUAAACUUGCUGUGACUUUUGAAUGUGGCAGGGUGGCGGUCCUAGACAUGAGUUCAUUAUCAGUUCUAUUCUUCACAGACUGUGUAUCUAGCUCCAGUUCCCCCAUAAUUUCAGUGACUUCGAUAAAUUGUGAAACUGGUGACCUUGUAAAAGGUCCAAAGCAUUCAGAACCUAAUGUUCUAGUGAACCCUGCAGAGGAACUCAUGUUUUUCUUAACCAAAGAUGCAGUUCUUAACAUUAUUAACAGUGGGAGCGGUGGUACAAUCAGCUACUAUCAAUGGCGCCCAAAGAAGAAAUCAAUUGCAAUUUCCAUGUCUGUUAUAGUGGAUAAUACUUCAGCCUCUGGCUCCACCAAUGGAAAGCAUCCAGAGGAGGCUAGCAAGGAUUUGGGUACCAACAAGAAUCAAACUAUGGGUAAAACUUCUUCAACUGGGAUUGGCUCAGAUAGCGGCAAACAUCAAUCCUCUUCAGCUAUUGCACUCACCAGGGAAGCACUAAUGGAUUCACUCAUUUUGCUUUCUUGUGAGGAUUCAAUGCGUUUGUACUCAACAAAGAAUGUGAUUCAGGGAAGCAAUAAGUCCAUUUUUAAAGUGAAACAUGUGAAGCCUUGCUGUUGGACUUCAGCAUUUAAAAAAGAUGGCAAAGUUUCUGGACUAUUCUUGUUGUUUCAGACUGGUGUGAUUGAAAUCAGAUCUUUUCCAGAUCUUAAACUGGUUAAAGAAAGCUCCUUAAUGUCAAUUCUUAGGUGGAACUACAAAGCAAACAUGGAGAAGAUGAUGAGUUCUGACAAUGAGCAGAUUUCUUUGGCAAAUGGCUGUGAGUUGGCCUUCAUCUCGCUACCUUCUAGUGAAAAUGGUCUCAGGGUACUGGACACUUUUCCUUGUCUUCAUGAUAAGGUCCUUGCUGCUGCUGCUGAUGCUGCUAUCAGUAUGUCUUCAAAUCAGAAGAAAAAGCAGGGUACUAAACCUGGUAUUCUAGGUGGUAUUGUCAAAGGCUUAAAACAAGGGAAAAUAGAACAGACUACAGAAAUUACUCCAACACCUCAAUCUAAUUUUAGUCAUCUAGAGGGCAUUUUCUCAAAGUCUCCUUUCUCAGACUCAUCUCCAGUUAUUAAAGAUACUCAGGAAGCUGUGGAACUUGAUAUAGAUGAUAUUGAGAUAGAUGAAUCUCCUCUAGUCAUGGAAACUUCAUCACAGGAAGUGAAAAAGACAAAGAAAGAAAAGGUUACAGAAAGGGAACAGUUACUAGGCAAGGCUGAUGAUAUAAAACCCAGACUUAGGACACCCGAAGAAAUUAUAGCUCAAUAUAGAAAAGCUGGGGAUGCCUCAUCAGUUGCUGCACAUGCAAGAAACAAGCUUGUAGAGAGACAGGAAAAACUGGAGAGAAUUAGCAGACGCACUGCAGAAUUGCAAAAUGGUGCUGAAGACUUUGCGUCAAUGGCAAAUGAGCUCGUUAAGGCAAUGGAGAAUCGAAAGUGGUGGCAAAUAUGAACAAGGGACAGUCUGGUUUGGUUUGAUUACGUUUUUUAUUCAUUUACUCGAAAGACCUAUUCAGGCAUCGGGGAGUUCUCAUCCCAGGUACUUCUAUUUUUGGUCUCACAUACAAUUGGCAUUAUAGCUGAUAACUAAGACUUUAGAGCUUGAGCUUUCAACAUAUACUUCAUCUUUGACGUAAAGCAGAUAAUGUAAACCACAGUUUACUUAUUAUUAUUAUGUUUUGGGAGGAGAGGGUGUAAUUAGGUGAAAUGUUUGUAAAUAAAGCUGGUUGCAUUUUUUUUUCUUUUUUUCCACAUUCCUUGUACACAGGUUUUUGUUUCAGGCUCUAG
Jatropha curcas is the source of this 4023-nucleotide messenger RNA. RefSeq lists its product as uncharacterized. NCBI's taxonomy places the organism in Eukaryota, Viridiplantae, Streptophyta, Magnoliopsida, Malpighiales, Euphorbiaceae. Gene Ontology annotation, cellular component: plasma membrane; cytoplasm. Gene Ontology annotation, biological process: exocytosis; Golgi to plasma membrane transport. The record is from RefSeq and is a predicted model, not a curated record. Gene Ontology annotation, molecular function: GTPase activator activity; syntaxin binding; myosin II binding.